AUGAAAUGGAUAAAAGUGCCAGGCGCAUUGGUGGCGUCGGAUCCUCUUCCAGAGGUGGAAACGGUAGCUUGCUCUAUAGAGGGUGUCCAAAUGGUUGCGGCGAUACAUCGAGAUCUUUUAGGCUUACCUCUCUUCGUUCGGGAGCGGUGGAAAGCGGAGUGUCUCGGGGGCCGGAAAAGAUAA
This is a messenger RNA of Plasmopara halstedii, 183 nucleotides long. RefSeq lists its product as uncharacterized. The coding region runs from base 1 to 183 and encodes 60 amino acids. The record is from RefSeq and is a predicted model, not a curated record. The transcript is spliced from 2 exons. NCBI's taxonomy places the organism in Eukaryota, Oomycota, Peronosporomycetes, Peronosporales, Peronosporaceae.